AUGCAAUCCCUUCUCCGACACCGAAUGACCGGCGCAGUCGCGCAAAGCCGACUCGCGCGUCCAAGUCUCCGCCUCAAACCAUCUUACAUUCUAACUCGCCUCGCAAGCUCCCAAGCUCGCCGACUAGACCUACCAGCUCUCGACAAAAAAUGGCAAGCAAAAUGGCAAGACAGCGCCGCGCGCUCAACACCCCACACGAACACAAAACCCAAAUCCUACAUUUUAUCCAUGUUCCCAUACCCAUCUGGAACGCUGCACAUGGGCCAUCUGCGCGUGUACACGAUCUCAGAUGUGAUCUCACGAUUCUAUAAAAUGCGCGGACAUGAUGUGGUCCAUCCAAUGGGGUGGGAUGCCUUUGGGCUGCCUGCGGAGAAUGCGGCGAUUGAGAGGGGCAUUGAUCCUGCUGUUUGGACGCAGGCGAACAUAAAGAGAAUGAAAGAGCAGCUGAGGUGCAUAUCUGCGGAGUUUGACUGGGAUCGGGAACUGGCUACUUGUGAUCCGGAGUUCUAUGAACAUACACAGCGCAUCUUUUUGAUGCUUUAUCAGAAGGGUUUGGCAUACCAGGCUGAGGCACUGGUGAAUUAUGACCCGAUUGAUAAGACAGUUUUGGCCAAUGAGCAAGUCGACGCGAAUGGCUUUUCGUGGAGAUCUGGUGCUAAGGUUGAGAAGUUGAAUUUGAAACAGUGGUUCUUCCGGAUUACUGAGUUCAAAGAGGCGCUUUUGAAGGAUCUUGACUCUCUAGCUGGCGGCUGGCCUGAACGAGUUUUGACAAUGCAGCGCAACUGGCUAGGGAAGUCUUAUGGCGCCAAGGUCACUUUCCCUGUUACUAUCAAUAGUGCGGGGGGUGAAAAGGUCAAUGUAAAGGUUUUUACUACUCGGCCAGACACUUUGUAUGGCGUGGAAUACCUCGCGCUGUCCUUGAACCACCCAAUUGUCUUGAAGGCCGCCGAAAAGGACGAGAAGUUGCGCAAGUUCCUGGGCGAGGCUUCGUCGUUUGCACCGGACUCCAAGGCUGGAUACCGGUUAUCCGAUGUUGAGGUGUCUCAUCCCCUGUGCAAUAUUGAUACAGAAACUGCCCACUUGAAAAGGAAACUUCCUGUCUUUGUGGCACCAUAUGUCCUGAGCGACUACGGCGAAGGGGCAGUUAUGGGCGUUCCAGGUCAUGACACAAGAGACAUGAUGUUCUUCAAGGAAAACAUGAAUCAGGAAUCGAUUCCUCUCGUCAUUCAAGCCGAGUCAGGUGGGAAUGAAGUCAUCAAUAGUGUUGUUCCGACGUCGGAGACAAAGGCUUUCACCCAAGAGGGCUUCUUGACUUCACACUGUGGAAAGUACCAAGGGAUGCACUCUAAAGAGGCUGCGAAGCUCAUUGUCAAUGACUUGCAACAGGUUGGACAGGCCGAGUUCGUUGAAAGUUGGCGUUUGCGAGAUUGGCUCAUCAGCCGUCAGCGAUACUGGGGUGCUCCAAUUCCCAUCAUCCACUGCGGGGACUGUGGUCCGGUGCCCGUACCCGCCGAGGAUCUCCCAGUGAAGCUACCGAAGAUCGAGGGAGAGUGGCUUAAGGGAAAGAAAGGCAACCCUCUUGAGUCGUCAGAGGAGUGGCUCCACACCAACUGCCCUAGUUGUGGAGGACCCGCUCGGCGGGAUACAGAUACCAUGGAUACCUUCGUUGAUUCGUCCUGGUACUUUCUGCGGUUCUUAGACCCUGCCAACAAGAAGGCUCCAUUCUCUCCUUCGGUGGCACAAGCAGUGGAUGUCUACAUUGGGGGUGUCGAGCAUGCCAUUCUGCACCUUCUCUAUGCACGUUUCAUCUAUAAGUUCCUUUCUGGAUCAGAACUUUUCCCAGCUAGAGACUCUGCUGUCGCAGAGCCCUUCAAGGUUCUUCUUAGCCAAGGUAUGGUGCACGGAAAGACAUUCACCGAUCCCUCGACAGGCCGGUUCCUUCUCCCCGACGAAGUCGAUCUCACCCGCCCAGACCAGCCUUUGAUCAAGGGAACUCAAGUCACACCCAACAUUUCUUUCGAGAAGAUGUCAAAGAGCAAAUACAAUGGCGUGGAUCCUACAUUGACCACGUCUAAAUACGGCGCGGAUGCCACUCGCGCACACAUCCUGUUUUCCGCGCCAGUAAGCGAGGUCCUAGAAUGGGACGAGAGCAAGAUCGUCGGUGUGGAGCGCUGGUUCGGUCGGCUCUGGAAGCUCGUCCAAGAUACCCAGCAAUCCCUAGCAGGCUCCUCAUUCACCGUUACAGAAGCAGAGGCCUCUAGUAGCCACGCCGUCUCCCUCCCAGCAUCCCUUCAGGACCUGAGCGAUUCUGACGCCGAUGCAAUUUUGGCCAGUCACAACACCAUUGCAUCAGUGACCGCAUGCAUCGAAAGCAACCCCUACGGUCUGAAUACAGUAAUCUCGGACCUGAUCAAGCUAACGAACGCUCUCGCAUCGGCACCCGCUACCUCCCCUCUCAUCGCCUACCUCUCCAUCUCAUCUCUCCUCCGUUUGCUCGCCCCCAUUGCCCCAGCUCUAGCAUCUGAAUCUUGGGAACUCCUGCACACAACAAUAAGCACCACAAACCCAUCGAUCCUUUCAUCUCCUUGGCCUACCACGCUCCUGACACCCGAACAAGUUGAAGUUCUCUCUUCUCGCGGUGGCCAAACGGUGGCUGUUCAGAUUAACGGUAAACUUCGCUGUGCGGUUACCAUUCCGCGAAUGGAGACCGAGUCUCCGCAGGGCAAGAAGAAUCCCUCACAGGAAGAGCAAGACUGGAUUAUUAGUCGAGUGUUGGAGACUGCUGAGGGACAGAUGUGGCUUCGUGAGAAGCAUGAUUGGGAGAAGAGACGACGGGUCAUCGUUGUUAAAGGGGGAAAAUUGGUUAAUGUUGUUUUCUAA
This is a messenger RNA of Penicillium soppii, 2880 nucleotides long. Its product is annotated as leucine--tRNA ligase NAM2. Bases 1 to 2880 code for a protein of 959 amino acids. The transcript has 2 exons. Lineage: Eukaryota; Fungi; Ascomycota; Eurotiomycetes; Eurotiales; Aspergillaceae. The record is from RefSeq and is a predicted model, not a curated record. Gene Ontology annotation, molecular function: aminoacyl-tRNA deacylase activity; leucine-tRNA ligase activity; ATP binding. Gene Ontology annotation, biological process: mitochondrial translation; leucyl-tRNA aminoacylation. Gene Ontology annotation, cellular component: mitochondrion.